This is a messenger RNA of Rubroshorea leprosula, 1660 nucleotides long. The record is from the annotation of a GenBank genome assembly. NCBI's taxonomy places the organism in Eukaryota, Viridiplantae, Streptophyta, Magnoliopsida, Malvales, Dipterocarpaceae.
UUUUUGGUUCCCUGUCUUUACUUCGUUUUCCGAUUGAUCUAAGAAUUAUGAAAGACUAUAAUGCUGCCUCCAGGCACAUUGCGGUGCUUGCCUUUCCCAUGGGCACGCACGCCGCGCCUCUUCUCAGCUUCAUCCGGCAGAUAUCAACGGCUGCACCAGACCUAACCUUUUCCUUCUUCAGCACGGCAGAGUCUAAUGCAUCCACGUUUCGGACGGACAGUACGCUUGACAAAAUAAAGACAUACGAUGUGUGGAAUGGGUUACCAAAAGGAUAUGUGUUUAAGGGGAACCAUGCGGAACCCGCGGAGUAUUUUGUGAAGGCUUUACCGGGGAAUUUUAGGGAGGCCAUGGAUAAGGUCACGGCGGAGACGGGGAAGCGCUUUGACUGUUUAGUGACGGAUGCGUUUUAUUGGUUUGGUGCUGAUAUGGCGGCGGAAAUGCAGAUACCGUGGGUGCCGCUUUGGACGUCUGGACCUCGAGCUCUCCUCAUCCAUGUUGAAACGGACAAAAUCAGACGACACCUUGGAAUCGAAGGUGAUCCAGAAAAAACUCUGGAUUUUCUACCGGAUUUCUCCAUGAUACGGGCUUCUGACCUACCGGAUGGAGUAGUUCUUCGGAACGUUCAUUCCCCUUUUGCGGAAAUGCUCCAUAAAAUGGGAUUAGCGCUGCCACGAGCCACCGCCGUGGCCGCGAAUUCGUUCGAAGAAUUAGAUCCUAUCAUCACAAACAUGCUCAAAUCUAGAUUUCGAAAAUUCCUCAAUAUCGGUCCAUUCUGCCGAACGCUGCCACCCCCAUUCUCCGACUCCCAUGGCUGCAUAGAGUGGCUACACAAGCAGGAACCAGCCUCAGUCGCCUACAUCAGCUUCGGAAGCGUGGUAAUACCGCCACCACACGAGCUAGCAGCGCUAGCGGAAGCGCUGGAGGACGUAGGAUCACCAUAUCUGUGGUCAUUUCGGGGCGACCCAGAAAAACUUCUGCCAAAGGAAUUCGUAGAGAGGAGUAAGGAGAGAGGGAAGAUAGUGCCAUGGGCGCCACAGCUGAAAGUGUUGGAGCAUCCUUCAGUUGGGGUUUUCAUAACGCAUUGUGGAUGGAACUCAGUGUUGGAAAGCAUGGUCGGCGGGGUGCCUCUGAUUGUACGUCCAUUCUUCGGAGAGCAGAAUCUGAAUAAUCGGUUUGUGGAGGCAGUGUGGGGGAUGGGUUUGGGAGUGGAGGGUGGAAUUUUGACUAAAGAUGCAAUGGUGAAAGCCUUGAAGUUAAUACUGUCCACUGAGGAAGGGGAGAAGAUGCGCAAGAAAAUUGGGGUACACAAAGAACUCGCUCUCAAGGCUGUGGAACCCAACGGUAGCACCACUAAAAAUUUCGAAAAUCUGGUAAAGAUUAUCAGCAAUCACUAAUGGGGUUGAGUGCAUAUUUCAAAAUUUACAUUUGAAAAGGAUUGUGUGCUUGUUAUAUUAAUAUUCAAUGGCAGGAUUUUUUUUUUUUUUUUGUUUGUGGUUGUUGAAUUCAGGUGUGAAUGUGAUUGUACCUUUGUGAGAUAUGAUGAGAAUAAUGAGUUAAUGUAAUUGAGUACUUGCAUAUAGAUGUUAUCUGUGAAAUCGAUAUUGGACAGUCCUGUGUACUUUGGACACAUUUUCUCCCCAAAUAAGUUCUUUUAGGGCAC